This is a messenger RNA of Herpailurus yagouaroundi (jaguarundi), 2413 nucleotides long. RefSeq lists its product as uncharacterized. The record is from RefSeq and is a predicted model, not a curated record. The transcript is spliced from 2 exons. Lineage: Eukaryota; Metazoa; Chordata; Mammalia; Carnivora; Felidae. Bases 631 to 1278 code for a protein of 215 amino acids.
CAUAUACAUCGGAUUCUCCUAAAACCCAAUGUGGUAGAUACUUAAUAUUAUUUACAUUUCAUAUUAGAGACAGGGAAACUGGGGUUUAGAGAAAUCACCCAAUUCUGUCAGGAUCACAGGCUAGCAAAUGCAGAGCCAGAUUCAGAUGCCACUAAUCUGACUUCAGACUCUAGUGAAGGUCCCACUGAUGUUUGCUCAAUGAAAAACUGAACGAAUGAGGGAAUGAAUGAAUGGCUGUGUGCUCAACUGCCCACACCAGGAAGAAUUAAGCUUCUCUUUACCAGCCGGUUGGUUCUUAUCUUACAAAGCUCUAAAUGUGAGGUCGCUCAUCUCUUCUUGGCUCACUCUCAAGGCUAAAAACGGGGUCUGACUCCUACCGGCCACUGGACACCCUGCCUCUAGGGGAACCUCCAGUACCUUCUCGGCUGAGCCUCCCCACAGUCUCUGGUGGCCCAGGCUUCCGUCACCCACAGAGCCACCUUGGGCAGAGCCCACCCUGGCCACUUCCGGCCACCUGUCCCCCAGGGACAUGCGGAAGCUGACGGGGUCCCGGGGCUGCUGCGAUGCGGCUGUGUCCACGUGUCCACUUCGAAGACGCGGUGCCGCGUCCCGCUGGUACAGGCGCUGCCGAUGCUGGUGCCACCGCCACCGCCAGUGCUGGUGCCACUGCCACCGUGCAAGUGCCACCGACACUGCCAGCGCCGGGCUCACCGCCUCUGCUGCCGCUGCCGCCACGCAUCACUGGAACUGCGGCCCAAUCAGCACCUCGGGGGUGGGACACUGCUGGCACCGCAGCCGCUGCCUGAAACUGAAACUACCGCCAGCACUGUGGGGGCGGGGCAAGGGUGGGGGAUGGGAGCUUUCUGUCCCCAUUUGCUCAAGCCCACCCCCCCCCCUCCCCUGGCAGCCCCGGGCAAACGAGGGACGGACUGUUCCCUCGCCUCCGAACGAAGCUUCACCAGGGACUGUCUUGGGCUCUCCUGGGAGAGGACUUCUUGGCUCAAGCAAACAGGGCCCCGGAAAGCCCGGCCCACGUUCCCCAGCCGGCUCCAAACCCGGGGCGCAGCGCAGCCGCAGGGGGGGAGCCGCCUCUGCCCACCGCUUCCCCCGGCCCGUGGAGCGGGCGCCUUCGUCCCACACUGCGGAGGCCGAGAGACGCGCGUGGCCUCUCUCCGAAAAUGCCGCAGACCUCACGCAACACAUCUGCGAACUCACCUGCGAGUCUGCCCCGUUUUCCGUCCAGUCCUGUUUCUCAAAGAUACCACUCGUGUUACCUGAUUAAGCAAGCCAUAGCAUGAGCACAGGAUCCAGGAGAGAGGUUUUUGCCCUUGAACUGGCUAUUCCUGAACCUUCACCCAACUUUCCAGAUCCCACAGGUGCCUCUUAGAUCUAAUAGAGUUUUUGGUUUUGUGCUAAGGCUAUUCUCUGUGCUGGGUUAUUAGUCAUUCUUGUCCCUCUGCAUAACACAGAGCACCUUACAGGAGGCACAGUGGUCACCUGUGGCAGAGAAUGAGACCCAUGCUCGCCAGACUCAAGAAGGCUGAAUGAUGAAGAAAAGUGUUUGGACAAAGUAGGACUCGUCUCUACACCUGAGACAACGCAUAUUGAAAAAACUCAAAAAUGUUCUUCUACCUAGACAUCUCCUCCUCUGAUAACCAUCUGGCUUAAACGUAAUAUGACAGCGGGGGCAGAACCUGGAGAGCUUCAAGGUCUGUCUUUAGGAGGGUCCUCGUCCACGUACACGCUGUCUCACCCAUGCUACAAAGUGGGUUAACACAGGCUAUAAAAACUCACUAUCCAAAGUCAGAGAGGCUAUAAUGCAUGUAUAUUCCUUCCAACUGUGACUGGUUCUCUCUCUCCCUGCCUCUUAAUCUCUUUAUAUACAUAUAUAUAUGUAUAUAUACCUCAUUUAUAUAUACUACAUUCAUUUAUGUAUACAUACCUACAUAGACAUAUGUGUAUCUUGUGUAUAUAACUAUAUACGUAUGCAUAUGGAAUAUGUAUAGUGUACAUGCAUAUACGUAUAUAAAAGACACAUAUAAAGAGAAUAAGAGAGGCAGGGAGAGAGAAUAUGUGUGUAAACACACACACACACACACACACAAAUAUGUAGUGCAAUUCAAUUCCAUUAAAUUCAACCCACAUUUAGAGUCUUUGCCAUGCGCUGGUCGACACAAGACACUAGACACCGAGUCACAGAAGAGUGAAACCGACCUCCAGCAGCUCGCCAUCUAGAGGGAAGAUAAACUGAACCCACACACCGGCAUGGUGGCCACUUAGAAUGGGAGGCAGUGUGGCUUGGUGGUUUUAGAUCAAGGAUGGUUCAUAUGUGUGCAUGCAUCGUGCUGGCUGGGCGAGGGUCCCGCUCUACCACUGUCAAGCUCUGUGACCUUCAACAGGCAGUCUGAGCCCC